Messenger RNA from Chrysemys picta bellii (western painted turtle), 720 nucleotides. The record is from RefSeq and is a predicted model, not a curated record. NCBI's taxonomy places the organism in Eukaryota, Metazoa, Chordata, Testudines, Emydidae.
ACCCCCUCCCGGCUCCCCAGCUCACCGUGUCCCCGCAGCCGCCUGUCUACGUAACUGGAGAAGCUGUGACCCUGACGUGCUCAGCUGGGGUGCCCACCGUGUCCGGGGUCCGGUUCUUCACGAACGGCCAGAAAAUCCACUCCAAGGAAUUCCCCUCAUCCUGGUACAGUUAUACUGAGUCGAUUCAACUGUCGGGGGUGUCUGGAUUGCGAGCUGGAAAGUACAGCUGUGAAUCCUGGAAGACAGUGUCUGGGCGAGAAAUAGCAUCGGAGAGAGGCCAACCCAUCUCCAUAGCAGUGACAGAUCCCCCUCCCCAGCCAGUGCUGAGGCUGGAUCCCCCUUCUGGAGCAGUGAGUGAAGGACUCCCCCUGCUCAUCAUCUGUGCGGUCUCCAGAGAUGCCAGAGAGUGGAGAUUUCACUUCUACAAGGACGGAGUCGAGAUCAACACCACGGAGCCUGGCAUCGGCUCUGUGAAUGUCUCUGUGCUCAGCAUCCUACAGGCCGGUCCCAACAACACUGGGGAAUUCACCUGUGGGUAUGAGGAGAACGUGAGCGGGAGGUGGAUCCCGUCCCCCAGGAGCCGGGCUGUGAACGUCAGUGUGAAUGUCACCGGGACAGCCUCUUACAGUACCCGUGAUAUUCUGCUGACAACAGGUGGCCUCUUGUUUCUGGUUGGAGCCAUUGCUGCUCUCAUCUGUUAUUGCAGGAGGAAGAAAAGAG